GGUAGCGUAUCUUGGCCAGCCUUGAAAUGAAGCAUCUGCAAACCAAUACAACUUUUUGGUGCCGUUGUAUAUCCUAUGAAAUAGUUGUCAGCAGCUCUUUUCGUCUUGAUACGAUUUGAAUCGGCUCCAUGUGAAGGAAACCGCCGUAACCGCCAAAAUUGCUUACCCUGCUUCGUCGAACAUGUUGGCGGAUCCGCCUAGCUAUUCUCUACUCAACUUUGCAUUUGCACGGAGCAAAAAGAGGCCAUCUGCACCGCUGCAAUCAACGCCAACAGCAGCUAGCCCUUGAUUUCUAGCCUCUUUGCGACCAGCAAGGUUGCAAUACGCUACAACGUCAUCUCAACCACGAUGCCUGGGCUGCCUUCUUCGGUCGACCUGGACGAAUGCAUCUCGCGGCUCUAUAAAAAGGAACUUCUUGCCGAGUCGGUCAUCGAGGCGAUAUGCGCAAAGACGAAGGAACUGCUCAUGCGCGAGAGCAAUGUCGUGCACGUGCGCGCCCCCGUCACUGUUGUUGGCGACAUACACGGCCAGUUCUACGACCUCAUUGAGAUUUUCAAGAUUGGCGGAUGGUGUCCGGAUACAAACUACCUCUUUCUCGGCGACUACGUCGAUCGCGGCAUGUUUAGUGUCGAAACGAUAUCGCUUCUUGUAUGCCUCAAACUACGGUACCCUAAUCGCGUACACCUGAUCCGAGGGAAUCACGAGUCGAGGGGUGUCACGCAGUCAUACGGCUUUUAUACGGAAUGCGCGCGUAAAUACGGCAAUGCAAAUGUCUGGCACUACUUUACCGACAUGUUUGAUUUUUUGACAUUAUCUGUCGUGAUUAAUGACCAGAUAUUCUGUGUCCAUGGUGGCUUAUCACCAUCAAUACACAGUAUCGAUCAAAUCAAGAUUAUUGACCGUUUCCGAGAAAUUCCUCACGAGGGCCCCAUGGCUGACCUAGUAUGGUCGGAUCCUGACCCCGAGCGCGACGAAUUCUCGUUAUCACCGCGAGGCGCUGGUUAUACGUUUGGAGCGCGUGUCGUGAAGAAAUUCUUGGCUGUUAACGGGAUGAAUCACAUCUUACGAGCACAUCAGUUAUGCCAAGAAGGAUAUUUGGUCUUAUACGAUGAUCAUUUGAGUACUGUGUGGAGUGCACCUAACUAUUGCUAUCGUUGUGGCAAUAUGGCAAGUGUGCUGGAGGUUAGCGAUACUGGCGAGCGCCAUUUUAACGUAUUCGCAGCAGCACCCGAAAACGACCAACAUAAAGAUCUCCAGCAGGGUGAGAAGACGGCAGAUAGUAAUGCGCUGCCUGAUUACUUUCUGUAGGAUGAAGGAGGGCAGAGACGAAGAGAUGUUACUCUCUCCGAUGACCUCAAUGAUGGGUACGACGGAGAUGACGAGGAUAGCUGGGAAAAGAUACUCACGAGUGACGAAGUAAUAGAACUACUCUGAACACACUUGGGAACAUUGGAAUCAAAUCUCGUCGUCGAGACUAUAACGAAUCUAUCCAUUUCGUUGAUGAGGGGAUGGAUUGUCUCAACACAAGAUGAAGAUACUGAAAACAAGGCUCAGCAGCUGACGAAGAGGAUCAUCCCUCCAAGGCGCGAUUGACUUCGUGUGCAACCGCAUACGGAAUACAAAAAGGACACA
Messenger RNA from Xylaria bambusicola, 1632 nucleotides. RefSeq names its product serine/threonine-protein phosphatase PP2A catalytic subunit. The transcript has 3 exons. The coding region runs from base 349 to 1308 and encodes 319 amino acids. The record is from RefSeq and is a predicted model, not a curated record. Gene Ontology annotation, molecular function: protein serine/threonine phosphatase activity. Gene Ontology annotation, cellular component: FAR/SIP/STRIPAK complex. Gene Ontology annotation, biological process: peptidyl-serine dephosphorylation. Lineage: Eukaryota; Fungi; Ascomycota; Sordariomycetes; Xylariales; Xylariaceae.